CACAACAAGUGUGCCUCCACCGUAAAUAGACGUCGGAACGCGAGCUGCGUUCAGUGUCAACAAACAACCAUUAAACAGCUGAACUUUCCCAGGAGCUUGUUUCACUUUAAGGAGUGCUUUCUUUUCCAAAUGGAGAACGGAGGCUAUCAACCUCAGCAGAAGAGACGGAAGAGACGCUGUGUCAUUGUAACUGUCGCCUGUGUCCUACUUCUGAUCAUUAUUAUAGUCGCCGUUGUGUUUGUGCUGAAGCGCCGUCAGAACGAAGAUAGUGUGACAUCAACUUUUAUUGCGAGGUGUGAGGGAUACGAAGGCCUGCACCAGUUUGGUGAUACACUCGAUCCACAUUCCUACGACUGUCAAAAGAUAUGGAAGGUCUUUGAACAAGCCUAUGUAGGGAAAGACCCAUGCAAAGUUCCCACGGAAGCAUAUGACCCUCUCAUUGCCUCAGCUCCCUUCCAACCUGCCUGCAACAGAAUGAUGUUCUGGAGCAAAACAAAGGAUGUGGUCCAUGAUUUCACUGAGAAGACAAAAUGUUUUCUCACCCUGGAGGACUCUCUGCUGGGAUCUGUCCUGGACGGCUUGACCUGGUGUGGAAAGGAGAGCAGCAGUGAAACAUUCACAACCGGCUGCCCAGGUUGGACAGACUGUGAGAACAACCCUGUUCGCUCAUUUUGGGUCAGAGCCUCAGCUGCUUUUGCAGAUGUUGCCUGUGGUGAUGUUACAGCAAUGCUUAACGGAUCCAUCACCACGCCGUUCAGUCCCACAAGUAUUUUUGGGAGCAUCGAAGUUAAAAGAUUCAACUCCACCAGGGUGAAAAGCCUGAAUGUUGUCCUCGUCACACAGAUGAACAAUGUGGCAAACUGCACAAAUCCAUCUUUCAAGGACCUACAGGAGACACUGGAUAAAGGGAUUAAGUAUAACUGCAAGGAAGUGGCUGAAUCUCAGAUCCAGGAGUGCAGCUCCAAACCGGAUAUAGCAUGUGGCUCCUGUUGGUGAAAAUAUCAGACUGGAAUGAAAAGACACAAAAAUAACCACCUGUGGAGAAUAUUUGUCCAGAGUUUGUUUUGUGAAUCAUAUAAUGUGCUUUAAAUGUGUGUUUUGUAGAUUUAUUUUCUUUCAUACCUGUGGGCCAGUUUGAAUUAAUGUGAAAUGUGCAUUUUUACAUGAAAUGUCACUGAUACGUUUUUACAAUAAGACAUUUUUAAUCUC
Molecule: messenger RNA, 1209 nt
Organism: Toxotes jaculatrix (banded archerfish)
Lineage: Eukaryota; Metazoa; Chordata; Actinopteri; Toxotidae
Product: ADP-ribosyl cyclase/cyclic ADP-ribose hydrolase 1-like
Exons: 8
Coding region: 130-996 (288 amino acids)
Biological process (GO): positive regulation of B cell proliferation
Cellular component (GO): plasma membrane
Molecular function (GO): phosphorus-oxygen lyase activity; NAD+ nucleosidase activity
Source: RefSeq, a predicted model, not a curated record